AGGCUCCGCUACCCCCGCCCCGCCCCUCAUAGUGGCGCUCUCGCCAUCUUACCCCCACCCCCUCCAGCCUAGCUCAGUCACCUUUUCCCUUUCUACAAUCUCUGGUUCCCCCCACUCCCCGCCCCCCUGCCCGUCGUGUCCCGGGGCCGCCGCCGCCGCAGACACCGCGCCAUCUCUGUCCCCUCUCAUUCUCCACGCGGGACGCGCAGCCGUGCCUCCACGUGUCUUAAGCAGAGAUGAAUAAUGCUGCAGCUAGCCCGAUGUCUACUACCACUUCAAGUAGUGGAAGAAAUGCAGGGAAGACUAUAAGCUUUGCGGCCGAGUUGCAGAGUAUGAUAUCUAUAUUUACAGACGCCAUGUGGAUGGUGGGAGGAGGAGGCAGCGUAGUAAAGUCUGGCAGUGUUAUAAUAUGCAGGAACAAUAUUCAUCUCUAAGGCGGAUAAGCCAGGUUUUCUCUAGGUGAUGCUAGGAGGCCUCUCCAUGAAACUGCAGUUUUGGUGGAAGAUGUGGUUCAUACACAACUAAUUAACCUGUUACAGCAAGCUGCAGAAGUCUCUCAGCUUCGGGGAGCAAGAGUGAUCUCUGCUGAAGAUCUUCUGUUCUUGAUGAGAAAAGAUAAGAAAAAACUUAGAAGACUUCUAAAGUACAUGUUUAUCCGAGACUACAAGUCAAAGAUCAUCAAAGGCAUUGACGAGGAUGACCUCCUGGAAGAAAAACUGAGUGGCAGCAGCGGUACAAACAAGAGACAGAAGAUCGCUCAGGACUUGAUCAACUCUAUCGACCAGACAGGAGAGCUGCUGGCAAUGUUUGAAGACAACGAGCUUGAUGAUGUCAAACAGGAGAGAAUGGAGAGAGCAGAAAGACAGACUCGUACUAUGGAUUCAGCUCAAUAUGCAGAAUUCUGUGAAAGCCGACAGUUAAGUUUCUCCAAAAAAGCUUCCAAAUUCCGAGACUGGCUGGACUGCAGCAGCAUGGAGAUAAAACCCAAUGUCAUAGCUAUGGAAAUCCUGGCAUAUCUGGCAUACGAAACCGUGGCCCAGCUGGUGGAUCUGGCUCUUCUAGUGAGGCAAGAUAUGGUGUCCAAGGCAGGGGACCCCUUCAGCCAUGCCAUUUCUGCAACCUUCAUUCAGUACCACAACUCUGCUGAGGGGUCCUCAUGUUUGAAGUCCAGCCCAGACUCUCCUGAGAACACACCUCCUCCUACACCAACAGCUCCCUCUUCUGGAUCACAGCAUUCAGGUAGAGCUGCAUCUGGUUCUUUGGGGAAUGGGAACACAGGACAAGACACUGCCAAAACCAAGCAGCGGAAGAGGAAAAAGAGCACUGCGGCCUGUGGUGUCGAGGCUCACAGCGAUGCCAUCCAGCCCUGCCACAUCAGAGAGGCCAUUCGACGCUACGGCCACAAGAUUGGCCCUCUCUCCCCAUUCACAAUUUCUUUGUCUUUGACAGAGUGCCUACCGAAGGAGUGGGAUGGCUUUCCUGGCCUGCUGAGGGGACCAUGGCCGUGCCUGCCGCCACGAAGAGGGAGUGGUUCACCGAGGUCAUUCUUGCCUGUCCUGCCGGAAAAUAAAAUAGGAUUUUAUGUUCUCCUGCCCUAGGGA
Molecule: messenger RNA, 1601 nt
Organism: Mus musculus (house mouse)
Lineage: Eukaryota; Metazoa; Chordata; Mammalia; Rodentia; Muridae
Gene: Supt3
Product: SPT3, SAGA and STAGA complex component
Exons: 13
Coding region: 606-1598 (330 amino acids)
Biological process (GO): positive regulation of DNA-templated transcription; regulation of transcription by RNA polymerase II; transcription by RNA polymerase II
Cellular component (GO): nucleus; SAGA complex
Molecular function (GO): protein heterodimerization activity
Source: RefSeq, a predicted model, not a curated record